AUGCUUGGCGUUUUUCCAUGCCAAGGAAAAGGUAGUCCACCCCAGUUGAUGUCGCUAUCGAAUGCUGGCCACUUGCGAAGGGAAACGAACUGCGCUGAAGUCAAACUUGCGGAAAAUCUGCGCCGAGGCAAUGUAAUGAUGUAUCCUUGUAAUGAAAGGAGCUCAAUAUGGCUGUACGAGAACUCCAUGUUGAAAGACAAGACUUCUGGAUUGUGUCUGUCUACAGCAGGCCUAAAAGCCGGCGAGGACAUCAUAGUAGAAGCUUGUGACAGCAGUAAUCCUCACCAGCUUUGGAGUUUUGUGGAUCCUAAUUUGUAG
Messenger RNA from Strongylus vulgaris, 318 nucleotides. The record is from the annotation of a GenBank genome assembly. NCBI's taxonomy places the organism in Eukaryota, Metazoa, Nematoda, Chromadorea, Rhabditida, Strongylidae.